Messenger RNA from Vespa velutina, 1502 nucleotides. RefSeq lists its product as uncharacterized. The record is from RefSeq and is a predicted model, not a curated record. Gene Ontology annotation, biological process: detection of chemical stimulus involved in sensory perception of smell; sensory perception of smell. NCBI's taxonomy places the organism in Eukaryota, Metazoa, Arthropoda, Insecta, Hymenoptera, Vespidae. The transcript has 10 exons. Gene Ontology annotation, cellular component: plasma membrane. Bases 1 to 1242 code for a protein of 413 amino acids. Gene Ontology annotation, molecular function: odorant binding; olfactory receptor activity.
AUGGGAAAGGAUACCAUAGAAGUAAGAGUCAAGAGGAUGGAACAAGGAAUUGCCAAUAUCAGAAGAUCAUUUACUUGGAACUCAAGGUUAUUAAACUGCAUGGGAAUUUGGCCAUUGCAGAACUACGUUCCGGUAUUUCUCUACUUCUUCACAUAUCUUUCUCUACAUUUUUCGCUAACACUCGCAGAAUUGUUAUGGGCUCCAAAAACUAUGGAUAAUGUCAUAGCAAACAUAGCAGAAAAUAUUAUCCUAACAAUGACACUUACGAAAAUUACAAUCGCCAGAAUGAACAGAGAAGCACUGCGUAAAUUAUUCAUAGAACUCGAGGAGUAUUCACUAACUGAGAAAUAUGAAACUAAAGAGGAGAAACUGACAUUUGUGAAUUAUACUAAAUUACCUCCAUAUUUUAUUCAGCAUAAAAUAUACAACGACGCUCGAAUUAUCUCGAGUGUGCACAGGUUGUCCUGUUUUGUACAAGUUAAGGGGAACAAGGAUUUGCCAACGUCCGAAGUCGCAAAUUUAAUUUGGUCUCCAAAAACCAUGGACAUUGUCGUAAUGAGCGUAGCAGAGAAUAUGGAACAAAUGAUGACACCUACGAAAAUAACAAUCGCUAGAAUCAAACGAGAUGAAUUAUGUAAAUUAUUCAUAGAACUCAAGGAAUAUUCAUUGACUGAGAAAUACGAAAGUAAAGAGCAGAAAUUGACAUUCGUGAAUUAUACUAAAUUACCUCCAUAUUUUAUUGUAAUAAUUGCCUCUUUAAUGUCAAUGGCCGAAUUAAUUUAUUAUCUGACUCGAGUUGCCGAAGGAAUUCAAAUUGUAAUUGCACAAUUCGCCAUAUUGUCGUACGAGGUGAAGACAUUAUUAAAUAAUUCUAAAAAUUAUCAUGAGAGUAUGAAGAACAUUGUACUACGACAUUAUCGAUUGAUAAGAUUGUCGGAAAAAUUGGAAGAUAUCUUUAAUUUUCCAAUUAUGCAGCUACUCUUGGGAUCCACCAUUCACAUCUGCGUUUCUGGUUACUACUUACUGAUGGGUCCAGAAAUGACGGAUAUUUUAACAUCUCUCUUAUUCGUUUUCUACAUGUUUUCCGUGACGGGGACACUUUUUGUUUAUUGUUUCAUCGGCGAAUGUUUCAUUCAGGAAAGUACAAAGUUUGGUAACGCCAUUUAUAAUUACGAAUGGUACAACUUGCCGGCAAUGGACGCGAAAUUUUUUCUCAUUUGCAUGAUAAGAACGAAUAUUUAACGUCUGGCAAAUUUGCCGUUUUAUCCUUGACCGUUUUCACAGACAUCAUCAAAACGUCGAUGGGAUAUUUAUCGGUAUUACGAACAUUUGCGUGAACAGGACAAAAGUGAAAUGGAUUACGUAGUAACAAAUUCUUUUUGUUUUUUGUUUUUUUUUUUUUUUUUUCUUAAUUCAUCUUCCUACGUAGAAAGAAUAAUGAUUUUGUUUAUAUAUCGUUGACUUGUAUUAGCGUUAUAGAAUAUAUAAAUACAAUUCUAAGA